UCUCAUCAAACAACGAUGUUGUCUCCAGGUGUAAAAGAACGAAUCGGCGUUGUUUUUGAGGUAGUGAAAACCUCCUUUCACUGGGGAUUCAUUCCAACAUUGCUAUAUUUAGGAUUCCGCAAAGGAUCAGAACCCGGCAUGCCGCCACUAUCGAUAGCAAACUUGUUAUGGUAAUCUACAGCUACUCUCGACAAACGUGACACAUCCAGAUUGUAUCACAAAUUAAUAGGAA
This is a messenger RNA of Anopheles maculipalpis, 232 nucleotides long. RefSeq names its product mitochondrial import receptor subunit TOM7 homolog (gene Tom7). NCBI's taxonomy places the organism in Eukaryota, Metazoa, Arthropoda, Insecta, Diptera, Culicidae. Gene Ontology annotation, biological process: protein import into mitochondrial matrix. The transcript is spliced from 2 exons. Gene Ontology annotation, cellular component: mitochondrial outer membrane translocase complex. Bases 16 to 174 code for a protein of 52 amino acids. The record is from RefSeq and is a predicted model, not a curated record.